AUGAACGGAAAAAAUUUCAGCAUCUUGGACCUUGCUCCUUUAUAUUUAGCACUUCCAACGCUGGCAAUUUCGUUCAGACUGCUGGGUUCGAUUCAAAAAGACCCUAUGCUCUGUUUUCUUCAGAGUGUGUUUCUCAGCAGCUUGAUCCCUACAGCUUUGACAUUUUGGAAUAGCUGGGCAACUAGAGAGAUGACUGAUGAACCACAGAAGAAGGGGAAUGAUUUUUUAGUGUAUUUAUCGUUGACAAUUCUGUUUUUCGCAAACGGUUACCUGCCAGUAGGGAGAACCAUUAGCUUGGUGAUCAUCACGUUGAUAUGCACAAGGAUUGAUGCAAAGUACGAUUCAAAGCUGCUGAAAUUUCAAUCGUUGUUUUUUGCAGGGAUUUACUUUAUUUACGACGUGGCAAGAAAUCAUGACAAAGAUGUGUUUCCAAAAUUGGUGAUUUCCUAUCUCAGUCUAUUGAUCCCUUAUUGGAUUUUCUUACAUUUCAAUCGUAACGGAUUAAGCCUUGCUGGUUCCGAAGGCAAGUUGAGACAUGUUUUGAUAUCAGCUGUCAGUUUUGCUCUGCUACUUUGGUGGGGACUUGAUAGUAUCAAUUUUCAAAUGUUGUUCAUUGCUGUGGGAUCAUUAGUACUAUUAACCGUUUCUCAGACAGAAUCACGUUUGCAAUCACCUUUUCAAGCGUUCGACCGUUCAGCAUUCUUGACCAAUCCUAAGGCUCAUCUCUUGAUUCUCAGUCUAAUUUGCAUGGUGGUGUCAUUUCUCAGCAUUCCGAAGCACUUCCUGGAAUACCUGUUUGAGUUGUCACUUAACGGUUUCGUCAUGAUAUUUUUGAAACCAUUGUCGCUGGAAGACGCCAUUGAUGAAGCAAACUUUAACAAGUCUUUGCAUCCAAAAGAGCCCCGCAGCUCAGCUGCGAAACCCUCAUUCAUUAGUCGUUUACUCAAGUCUCAAAAGUCAAGCUCCAUUUUCAACUUUCUUCUUCUGAACACCUCAUUCAUGUUGGUACAAUUGUUGUAUUCCUUCCGUUCCAAAUCUCUAAGUUUGUUGAGCGAUUCUUUGCACAUGCUAUUGGACUGCACAUCAUUACUUUUGGGGCUGCUUGCCAACUUUUUUGCUGCCGAAGACCUUGAAAGACAAAAAGCUUCUAAGGCUCUCCGAGAAGAGCGUGAACGUAAACUCAAAAAAAGGUAUGGACAUUUACCGAGGCAAGAAUAUGAAGUCAAAAAGGCUCAACUGAAUAGUAUUCAAUUCUAUGAUUCUGCAAACCUUUAUCCUUUUGGACUUGCAAGGAUUGAAACUUUAGCAGGUUUUACAAAUGCAAGUUUAUUGCUGGGGAUAGUCUUUGGGAUUUUCAGUGAAGGAAUUCACCGUAUUUUCCAUCCAGUUGACCUUCAAAAAACAAAUGAACUACUAAUUGUCAGCUUUUUAGGACUUGUGGUAAACCUAGUCGGGAUCUAUUCGUUUGAUCACGGACACAGCCACGGACAUAGUCACGGACAUAGUCAUAGCCACGAUCAUAGCCAUUCACAUGAAAAUAAUAAUACCCAUGCUCAUGACCACUCGCAUUCCAAGUGUGAAGAUGACCACGAUGAACACAAAACUCCAGACCAUCCACAACACACAGUUGCUGACAAUGACAACAUGCGUGGUAUUUUUCUUCACAUUCUUGCUGAUACCCUGGGAUCUGUUGGGGUUGUUAUUUCCACCUUGUUGAUUAAAUGGCUUAACAUUCAAAUCCUGGAUCCUAUAAUGUCGUUGACUAUUGCAUCUUUGAUUUUUGUUAGUUCCUUACCAUUAUUGAAGUCUUCGAGCAAGAAUUUGCUCCUCUCGGUCACUGGUAAUCAUGAUCAGGCGAUUAAGGAUUUCUUAUCGGCAUUAUCUUCGAUCCAUGCUGUAAAAUCUUACUCAACACCAAGAUUUUGGCCUCUCAAUGGAAAUGGUCCCAAGGAUACCCUCACAGGCUACAUUCAUAUUCAAUAUUAUAGAACUGAGAAUUCAUUAUCCAUCAAACAAAAAGUUCAAGCACUUCUUACGAAUAAUCCUGCUUUCGACAAAGUUUACAUUCAAUACGAGAACGAGAUAGACGAUUGUUGGUGUCGCAGGACAGGUAUUGUUAAUUCACAGUGA
Molecule: messenger RNA, 2130 nt
Organism: Komagataella phaffii GS115
Lineage: Eukaryota; Fungi; Ascomycota; Pichiomycetes; Pichiales; Pichiaceae
Exons: 1
Coding region: 1-2130 (709 amino acids)
Biological process (GO): zinc ion transport; transmembrane transport; intracellular zinc ion homeostasis
Cellular component (GO): Golgi apparatus; membrane
Molecular function (GO): zinc ion transmembrane transporter activity
Source: RefSeq, a predicted model, not a curated record